CGCCGUCGUCUUCGUGUACGACGUCACCAAGAUGGCCUCCUUCACCAACCUCAAGAUGUGGAUCGAGGAGUGCAACGGGCACGCGGUGCCGCCCCUCGUCCCCCGGGUGCUCGUUGGGAACAAGUGUGACUUGAAGGACCUGAUCCAAGUGCCAUCCAGCAUGGCCCUGAAGUUCGCCGAUGCGCACAACAUGCUUUUGUUCGAGACCUCGGCCAAGGACCCUCAGCAAAGCCAGAACGUGGACGCCAUUUUCAUGUGCCUGGCCUGCCGGCUGAAGGCCCAGCGCUCGCUUUCCAGUUUCACCUGCGGGCUGGCUGGGGCCGUCGCCUCCAACCCGGUGGACGUGGUGCGGACGCGGAUGAUGAACCAGCGGGCGAUCGUGGGCAGCACGGAGCUCUAUAAGGGCACGCUGGAUGGCCUGGUGAAGACAUGGAAGAGCGAGGGUUUCUUCGCGCUCUAUAAAGGUUUCUGGCCCAACUGGCUCCGGCUGGGUCCCUGGAACAUCAUCGUAUCCUUCAGCGAGCUGCGGGGAGGUCGUGGGUACGGACAGGCGGGGGAGGAGUGA
Messenger RNA from Opisthocomus hoazin, 565 nucleotides. Lineage: Eukaryota; Metazoa; Chordata; Aves; Opisthocomiformes; Opisthocomidae. The record is from RefSeq and is a predicted model, not a curated record.